This is a messenger RNA of Oncorhynchus gorbuscha (pink salmon), 826 nucleotides long. RefSeq names its product oxidized purine nucleoside triphosphate hydrolase-like. Gene Ontology annotation, molecular function: 8-oxo-7,8-dihydroguanosine triphosphate pyrophosphatase activity. Gene Ontology annotation, biological process: DNA protection. The record is from RefSeq and is a predicted model, not a curated record. NCBI's taxonomy places the organism in Eukaryota, Metazoa, Chordata, Actinopteri, Salmoniformes, Salmonidae.
AUGUUUACCAACAAGCUGCUGACCCUGGUGCUGGUGGUGCAGCCUGGACGGGUGCUGCUGGGCAUGAAGAAGAGAUGGUUCGGAGCAGGGAAGUGGAAUGGGUUUGGUGGCAAUGUCCAACCUGGGGAGACUAUUGAAGAGGCUGCCAGGCGAGAACUGCAGGAGGAAAGUGGCCUCACAGUGGAUGCACUUGAUAAGAUUGGAAUAACAUUUGAAUUCAUCGGAGAACAGCUGCUUGAUGUGCAUGUUUUCCGAGCUGACAACUACAACGGGGAGCCAACAGAGUCAGAUGAGAUGAGGCUGCAGUGGUUCGACUCGGACAAGAUACCAUUUGGUCAAAUGUGGGUUGACGAUAUUCUGUGGUUUCCACUGAUGCUUCAAAAGAAGUUCUUUGGCUACUUCAAGUUUCAUGGUCAUGACUUGAUCAUCGAUCACACGUUAGAGGAGGUAGAAAAGCUUUAAGACCGACUACUGACCUCGGACUCAUUCAUACUGUAUCAAAGAGCAUUACCACAUGUUGUCUACCUGAAACAUCCCUGGAGAAAUACUGCAGAAUUCCUACUGAUUCCAGCUACCCUUGUUCAUAUUCAGUGCCAAGAAAUCCCCAGGUCUUUGUAGAUUUACAAACCCUUUGUUGCCAGUGAACAUAUGCCUGUGAAUCAGUCAAAUUAAUUCCCACUGAGCCAAAACCUAAAUACUGGAUGUGUAAAUGUUGCUGACAAAUGUAUCCCAUUCCACUGUGUUUAUAUUACAUUUCUAAAGUAUGUGCGAAUGCAGUGUUCUCUUUAGUAAAGUAUGCACCUCUUUUUUUGUUACUUAAUUAUUU